Entamoeba dispar SAW760 is the source of this 1941-nucleotide messenger RNA. RefSeq lists its product as uncharacterized. Gene Ontology annotation, molecular function: protein binding. The coding region runs from base 1 to 1941 and encodes 646 amino acids. The record is from RefSeq and is a predicted model, not a curated record. Gene Ontology annotation, cellular component: cytoplasm. NCBI's taxonomy places the organism in Eukaryota, Evosea, Mastigamoebida, Endamoebidae. The transcript has a single exon.
AUGGAAAGAAAUAAAAAACAGCACUUUGAAGAUGUUAUUGAAUAUUCACUUAGAACAUUAAAUGGAAAAAAUAAAGUUAGAUUAUCACCAGCAUUAGCAAUGAUGUUAAAUGGAAUGUCACAAAAUGAAUAUGGAGAUAUUGAAAAAGUAAGAAAUAUGUUAGAAGGAUUACAUGCAGUUAAAAUUUAUAAUGAAGAAGAAGUAAAUGAAGAAGAAGAUGUUGAUGCUGAUGAUGUAGAAGCACCUAUUCCAUUAGAAUUUACAAAUAAAUGUGAAUUAGAUUAUUUAGGAGUAAAGAAUGUAUUAUGUGGAGUUGAUUUAAAUCAUUCAGAUAUGCAUAAUAAUUUAAUUAAAUUAUCAUUUUGUGGAGUAUUUGUAGAAAGUGUAGCAAAAACAAUGGGAUUAAAUGGAGAAGAAAAAAAAGUAUGGAGCAAUUUAAAGAUAUUAAAACUUCAAAAAUGUCAAUUAACAGAAUUAGAAGAAGUAUUUACAAAAGAAAAUUUUCCGGAAUUAAGAUUAUUAGAUAUUUCUCAUAAUCAUAUUAAAAAAAUUAAAAGAAUUGGUGAAAGACCAUUAGAUGUAUUACAUGCAGAUUAUAAUGAAAUUCGUGUAGUAUCAUGUCGUCAAGUUAGAAAUUUAUCAGUGAUUACAUUAGAUAAUAAUAGAAUUAAAAAUUUAAAUGGAUUAAAAAGGUUAUAUAAUUUAAGAGUAUUAAGUGUAAAAAAUAAUUUAAUAGAUAGACAACCAAAUACAUUUCAAGUUUUUAAUAAAAUGUUUAAUAUUGAACAAAUAUUUCUUGAAGGAAAUCCAACAGCUGAAAUGGCUAAUUAUAAAAUUGAAAUGGCUAAAGUUAUUCCUUCACUUCAAUAUGGUAUGGACUGUUAUCUUGAUUCAAAACCAUUUACAAUGGAAGAAAAAGUUCAGGCGUUUGCAGAGAAUUCAAAUAAUAUUAAUGAAAUAAUGUUUGAUGAUGGAGAUGAUUUUGAUUUUUCUCAAUUUGAUGAUAGAAAAAAUAGAACACUUACAAUGUCACAACGAAGUGAUGCAUUAAAUGCAGCAAAAAAUAUUAGACAAAUGAAAGUAAAACAAUUAGAUAGAUCUAAUUCUAUGGAAGGAUUAGCUAUUUCAAAAGAACAAAUAGAAUUAGAUCAACAAAGAAUUGAUAAUCAAAAUUAUAUUCUUUCAAAAUUAAAUAUUCUUAAAAAAAAAAGUAGUGAAGAUCCUGCUAAAGUAAUUGAUGCUGAUAAAUUUAUUAGAAGAAUUAGACGUAUUGUAGAAGGAAUAGAAGAUCCUAAAACAACAGAAAGAUAUUUAGAAGAAGAACGUAAAAGAAAAGAAUUAGAAAAAGAAAAAGAAGAAAAAGCAAAAAUAAAAAAAGGAAAAGAACUUGGAUGGACUGGACAAUCAAUAAAAAAAAAUCAAGAAGAUAAAGCAUCAUUUUUAUCAAAAGAAAAAACUAUUGAAAUUAGAUUUGAUGAUUAUGGUUCACUUAUUCCUAUUCCAAUAUUAUAUGAUAUUAUUAGAACUGCAAUUGAUCAUAAAAGAACAAUUAAAAUUAAAUUUUUGUCUGCAAAAAAGAAAUGGGAUGGUAUUGUUAAUAUGACUGUUCCAUUAGAUUUUCCUUCUUGUUUUGAUUUCUUACAAUUUACAAAUUAUACAUUAAAAUCUAUUGUUAGUGCUGAACAAGAUAAAACUGAUUUUAUUCCUCAAUGUGAUAUUGAUAAAGAAGACCCACAACUUAAACAAAUUCUUAAUCCUCCUUCUGAAAUUAAACGUACAAUGAUUAGAAAAGUUGUUGGUUUAAAUAAAAAAUUUAAAUCAACUCAAAGUAAUAUUAGUAUUAAUGAAAAACUUCAAGUAAUGACUUUAAUGUUAGCAGGAGAAGAUAAUGAACCAGAUAAAUUAAAUGAACUUAAUACUUUAUUAAAAGAUAUGAAUUAA